AAAAUAAUGAUAAUUUAAAUCAGGAAUUAUUGGAUGAUUGUAAUAUGGAUACUAAUAACACCGAUAAAAUGUCGACAGAUGAAAUUAUAUCUCCUCGUUCUAUGAAUCUUCCUAUCUCUCAAAAAAAUUUUCAAAUCCUACUUGUUAAUGAUAAUACUGAUAUCCGAGAUUAUCUGGCAGAUUUAUCGAAUGAAUUUGAUGUACUUCGUGCUUGCAGCUGCCAGGAAGCCAUACAGAUUUUAAAAAAUCUUGAUAAACUGCCAGAUUUAAUACUUAUCGAUGUUAUGCCGAAUGGAUGCGAUUUAUUAGAUAUACUAAAGUCCGAUACAAAAACACAAUCAAUACCUGUGAUCUUAUUGUCCACAGAAGAUAUAGAAAAAUCUAGUAUUGAUGAAUCUAAUAAAAAAGCAAAUGAUUAUUUAAUAAAACCAUUUACUGUUCAAGAGCUAAUAUCCCGUAUUCAUGUUAAUAUCGAACAUUCACAACUUCUUCGGGAAAUAUUAUUACAAAGAAAUAAAAAUGAUGAAAUAAAUCAAUUAUUACUUUCAAUUUCAAAUAAUAUCCUUUCCGGAGUUAAUUUAAAGGCAAUUCUUUCUAAUGUUAUUAAAGAAAUUCAACAUAUAUUACCUUGUAAAAGAAUUUCAAUUAUUUCUUUUGAACCAACUCAUUUAAUUGUUUCUUUAUGUGAAGAUUCAUCAAAAGUUACAACGAUAAUCGAACCAAUGAUAGAAAUUUGUAAUAAAGAUGAAUCAUUAACGACUAUCAACUCAUCGAAAUUUAUGAAUAAUAAUAUUGGAGUAGAAAUUUUGACUGAUGUAUAUUGUAAAGAUAGUCACAAAAAUGUAUCUAUAUUAUCUAUAGAAAUAAGAACGAAUGAUAAUUGUUGUGGAUGGAUAAAGAUAUAUAGAUUACCAAAUUCUAUUUGGUUAAAUUCUGAGAUAGAAUUAUUACAACAAAUAUCAAAUCAACUAAGUUUUGCAAUUAUCCAUAAUAAAUUAUUAGAAGAAGGUUUAGAACAAGAUCUACAAAUAAAAGUUGCUGAAGAUGCGAAUCAAGUCAAAAGUCAGAUAUUAGCUACUACUUCUCAUGAAUUACGAACUCCAUUGGGUGCAAUAGUAGGAAUACUAUCUUCUUUAGAGAAUACUGGCUUGAAUGAUAACGAUCAAAGGGACAUGAUAAAUAUUAUGGCACGCGCUUCAGAUGAUGUACUGUCUAUAAUCAACACUAUUCUAGAUGCAGCAAAAAUAGAAGCUCAAAAAAUCACAUUAGUGAACAGUCAAUUUCACUUAUUAAAUUUAUUAUCGGAUACAAUUGAGACUUUUGGAGAAGAUGCUGGAAAUAAACAAAUUGAAUUAAUUAUGAACUGUGAUGUAGAUACUUUUCCAAGUUAUGUUAUAAGUGAUCCUAAAAGGUUGAAACAAGUUUUAAAACAUUUACUGCAAAACUCUGUUAAAUUUACCAAGAAAGGUGAAAUAAUUAUGAAUACUUUAAUUCAAUCACGAGAAGUUAUCGAUGAAAAUCCAGAGAGUCCAUCUUAUGGUCAAACUAUUAAAAAAGAUUGUUUACUUAUCGAAUUACAUGAUACUGGAAUUGGUAUUGAUCCUGAAUUUAUUGAACAUGUUUUUGAGAGCUUUUCAAAAGCUGAUACAUCAAUAACCAGAACAGAAGAUGGUACAGGUCUUGGUCUCUCAAUUUGUAAAAAUCUAGUAGAAAUUAAUGGUGGUGAAAUUAAAGCAGAAAGUCAAUUAGGAAUAGGAAGUAAAUUUUGGCUUACAUGGAAUAUUGAAUUAUUAGAAAAUUUGUCUACUUCUUAUUUAGGAACAUUAUUUAAUGAUGAAAUAAGUCAUUUUUUACCACUUUCUAUUAGAUCAAAACGAAUAUUAAUAAUCCAUCCUAAUGAAAGUGUGAGAAAUGCAAUAACUAAAUAUUUUAAAGGUACCGAAAGAGUUGAUGCAUUUGAAACUUUUGAUCAAGGUAUUCAAAAAGUAAAAGAUAAUACAGAGUUAUAUAAACAAUUCAGUUAUGAUAUAAUAUUUAUUGGACUUUAUGAAAAAAAUGAAGAGGAAGUAGUGAAAACCGUAUCAGAAUUAAGAAAAAUAGAAUUUAGUAGUAAUAAUUCAUUAAAUUCGUUAGUGAUAUUUAUAGUAUUCCCUAGUAUUAAAGGUAAAGAAUUGGCAGAGAGAUUAAUUAAAAAUGUCGAAGGACAAAUUAAUAUUCUUUAUACACCACUUACAUGGAAAAAGAUGGUUUCUCAAUUUUCAUGUGCUGAGAAUGAUUUUAACAAACAAAUUUGUAGUAAAUCAAAUAUUAUUAAUGAUUUAAAUGUGAGUGGAAGUGAUACUAGAAAUAUACCUGUUUCAAACAAAAAAUGUAUUUUAUAUGUGGAUAAUAAAAUUAACCUAAAGAUCACAUCGCAGAAAAUUUCCGAACUUGGAUAUUCAGUUAUCUCUGUUACUAGUGUUAAAGAUGCAAUAAAUAUUAUUAAAACAGAGUUUGGAAUAAUAAAUAAUAUUUGCUCAAAGACCAGCAGGAUUUCAAUGAUUUUAAUAGACUAUAAUUUAUCAAAACUAUCAGAUUCUAAUAUUUCGCAAGUAAUUAGAGCUAUGAGUUCACCAGUUUCAAAUAUACCGAUCGUUGCUAUAACAGAUUUAAUUACAGAAGAAAUACGUAAUAAAUGCAUUGAUUCUGAUAUAAAUGAUUGCAUUUUAAAAUCUUCAAGUACAGAACAAUUUGAGAAAAUAUUGAUUCAAUGGAUCAGUAAAGAUUAG
Molecule: messenger RNA, 2768 nt
Organism: Scutellospora calospora
Lineage: Eukaryota; Fungi; Glomeromycota; Glomeromycetes; Diversisporales; Gigasporaceae
Source: the annotation of a GenBank genome assembly